AUGGCAUCGAGAAAUAGCCAUGAUGGCAAUCGACGAGAUCUAUCCAGUUGGGUCAAAUUGAAUGUAGGUGGGCAAUAUUUCCUCACCACCAGGAUGACACUGUGUAAAGAUGAAAAUUCUUUUUUAUGCCGUUUAUGUAAUAACGAUCCUGAUCUUCCAUCGGAUAAAGAUGAAAAUGGAGCUUACAUGAUUGACCGUGACCCACGUUAUUUUAGGCCUAUUCUGAAUUUUUUACGUCAUAGCAAGUUAAUUAUUGAUAAGGAUAUCCCUUUGGAAGGGGUCUUAGAAGAAGCUGAAUUCUUUAAUAUGGAAAAUUUAGUACAAUUAACUCAGAGGCGUAUUGAAGCUAGAGAUUCCAAAGCUAAGAAACCAUCCAAUCAUGUUUAUCGUGUAAUACAAUGCCAAGAAGCUGAAUUAACUCAUUUAGUGUCUACAAUGUCAGAUGGGUGGAGAUUUGAGCAGGUCAUCAAUCUAGGAUCAGGCUACACCUAUGGCAAUGAAGAUCAAUCAGAAUUAUUAUGUGUCGUUUCACGUGAUAUAAGAGAUUAA
Molecule: messenger RNA, 549 nt
Organism: Trichoplax adhaerens
Lineage: Eukaryota; Metazoa; Placozoa; Uniplacotomia; Trichoplacea; Trichoplacidae
Exons: 5
Coding region: 1-549 (182 amino acids)
Biological process (GO): protein homooligomerization; proteasome-mediated ubiquitin-dependent protein catabolic process
Cellular component (GO): Cul3-RING ubiquitin ligase complex; cytoplasm
Molecular function (GO): cullin family protein binding
Source: RefSeq, a predicted model, not a curated record